AUGACCGCCAAGGAAUGGAUCAAGUCGCAAUUGGGAGUUUGGCAGUUUUACUACGAAUCAAGGGAUAUCAGGGACAAGGCCGCUCAUCCGGCUACCUAUCCAAUAUCCCUGGCCGCACGAUGUAUCUCCCUGUUUACGCAUGAAGGGGAGUUGGUGCUUGAUCCCUUUGUCGGCAGUGGCACGACGUUGGUGGCUGCGAGGGACUUGAACCGUAAUGCCGUGGGUUUUGACCUCAAACAGGACUACAUUGACCUGUGUGAGGCAAGGCUGGAGCCGGAGACAGCGCACGAUGCCACCGCACAAGUUGGAUUUUGUGGCGACGCCAGAAUGAUAGAGGACUUUCUCGAACCAGAGUCGGUCAGCUUGAUACUUACUUCGCCUCCCUACGCAAACUUGCUGAAUCGACCCCGCCUUAACAAGAGCCGCAGGGGAGCGGAGCGAAAGAACAGCCAAUACCUUAAGACUGAACAAUACAGCCAGGACCCGAGGGACCUGGGAACCCUUGACCUAGACUCCUACCAGGACGCUAUGGCAGAAAUCUAUGGCAGCCUCUUCCCGUUGCUGCGGGAGCGGGGGCAUUGCGUCAUUGACGUUCCAGAUAUGUGGCUGGAUAAUCGGCGCAUUACUAUCCAUACCGCCGUGGUCGAAGCGCUGCGUUCGGUGGGAUAUGAACUGAGAAACACUAUCAUUUGGGACCGGACAAACAUAGUAAAUCGCGUCGGUAUUUUCGGUUGGCCCUCGAACUACAUUACGAUGGGAACUACUUUCGAAUACCUGCUGGAUUUUUGGAAGCCGGAGUCUGGGACUGCGAGCGGACGCUGA
Geodia barretti is the source of this 822-nucleotide messenger RNA. The record is from the annotation of a GenBank genome assembly. NCBI's taxonomy places the organism in Eukaryota, Metazoa, Porifera, Demospongiae, Tetractinellida, Geodiidae.